Phasianus colchicus (ring-necked pheasant) is the source of this 1748-nucleotide messenger RNA. Lineage: Eukaryota; Metazoa; Chordata; Aves; Galliformes; Phasianidae. The record is from RefSeq and is a predicted model, not a curated record.
GAUGGAAGCGCGGUGGUUGAAGUCGGUGCGAACGGCGGCGCCGUUCCGACGGGUUUUAUUUGUCCCAAACUCCGCGCUUGGGGCGAAUAAACGGUGAUACGUCCGGUGGGAGCAGCGUGGUUUGCCCCUGUUCGCCUGCGUGGCCCCGCUCUGAGCUCUGGAGCUGCUGGAUGUGACUGAAAAGGCGAAAAGCAGCGCGGUGCUCUGUAACCUUUGAGGAGCGCAUCAUCCCGAAACCUCGGCGCUGCUGCACUGCGCCCGGGGCUGCGCUCAGGGCCCACGUGGUGCUGGGAGAUGAAAGCAAAAGUAGUUAUGCAGAACAGAACUCGUAAUGCUGGAUGUGGAGCUGGGAGGUUUUCUUGUGAUUCUGUCUGGGGGUGAGAAUCUUUGUCCAGCAGAUGAUGUCUGUAACCAUCAAAGUGUUCUCCAGGACAGGAAUGUGCCUUCCCAGUGUGCAGAACGGGCAGCCUGCUUCUGCCAAGUGGUACGACCGGAGGGACUACGUCUUCAUCGAGUUCUGUGUGGAAGACAGUAAAGAUGUUAAUGUAAAUUUUGAAAAAUCCAAACUUACGUUCAGUUGUCUUGGAGGAAGUGAUAACUUUAAACAUUUAAACGAAAUCGACCUUUUUAAUAAUAUUGAUCCAAAUGAAUCAAAGCAUAAAAGAACAGACAGAUCUAUCUUGUGUUGUUUACGAAAAGGAGAAUCUGGUCAGGCAUGGCCAAGGUUAACAAAAGAGAGGGCAAAGCUCAACUGGCUCAGCGUGGAUUUCAACAACUGGAAAGACUGGGAAGAUGAUUCAGAUGAAGACAUGUCCAAUUUUGAUCGCUUUUCUGAGAUGAUGAACAACAUGGGUGGAGAUGACGAUGUAGACUUACCAGAAGUAGAUGGGGCAGAUGAUGACUCACCAGACAGUGAUGAUGAAAAAAUGCCAGAUCUGGAGUAAGGAAAACUGUCGUCUUCAGGGUUUGGGGAAAGAACUUCAUCACAUUUCAUAAUUGAGAUAAGAAUUCCUGAGUUGAUAGCCCUAAGGGGAGAUAUUGCAUCCUUUAACCCAUUUUUUUCAGUCCAUUUUAAAUGGCUUCACUGAUGGUAGGUGUGUACCAUUGUGCGGGGCAGUCUUAAGCCACGAGAGGCAAUAAAUGAUGUUAUGCAUGAAUUCCAGACUUCCAAAAACCAAUUGAGGUAUGGGCAAUCGAUCCAGAACAGUCGCAAUAAAGUUUACAGAGCCUCCUUGCCUCGUAGCAGACCUGACAGCAGAGCAGGCUUUACGUCCUGUGCUCAAUUGGCUUUUUCCCCUCUGUGGCCCACGGUUAAAUCUGACUUUUGUGCCCGGAACAAAAAAAACUUCUUGGAUUUGGCUCACCAAAAUUUGAACAAGCGCUGCGCAAUACCUCUGUGGUGUCUUCAGGUGUGUUCCACUAAUGUUUUUAUUAAAAAGGAAACAAAAUCCUCUCUGUUUGCUAUUUUAAUGGUUAGUUUUGUGUGUCCUGGUGCCCGCGCUGUGAGGGGUGAGGCCCAAAAUCCACCCCCUGCCCCAUGGAUCCGUGGGGCCGCGUCGUUGCUUGUGGAUCUGUUCGUGAGACCAAAUGUAUUUGCACUGCUGGUAUGGAAGCAAGUGACAACACCGUUGUCCCCGAUGGGCUCCUCUGUUGGUUACCCGGCCAGGCUGACAAACCUCAAUUUCUGUUCAGAGCGGUGGGAAUUUUUUUAAUGUCUACAUUCUUUCUAAUAAACUGUUGAAGACUCC